Aspergillus caelatus is the source of this 1557-nucleotide messenger RNA. Its product is annotated as Tannase/feruloyl esterase. The coding region runs from base 1 to 1557 and encodes 518 amino acids. The record is from RefSeq and is a predicted model, not a curated record. NCBI's taxonomy places the organism in Eukaryota, Fungi, Ascomycota, Eurotiomycetes, Eurotiales, Aspergillaceae. The transcript has 2 exons.
AUGCCAUUUUCUUCGCUUAGUUCACGGUGCUCUAGUCAUUCAAUCCACAUCCCAGACGUGCCUGGGGCAAGUUUCCAUUCUCUACAAGCAAGUUUGGUGACGAAUCUUUCGAGCUAUGUCGGAGAGUAUUACUACUUGAACCACAAGUCAGUCCAGAUUGAUAAUCUAUCAUUCUGUAAUGUUUCACUGGCAUACAUGCACAGAGACCAGACCGAUCAGACCAACGUACAGGUAUGGCUGCCGAUUGAUACUUGGAAUGGACGCAUGAUGGGCGUUGGAGGAGGCGGCUGGCAGGCUGGACUGUAUCCAGAAAAUUUCAUGGCAAUGCAGGGGGCAAUUGGACAAGGCUACGCCGCUGUGUCGACGGAUGGCGGCCAUAGUGCGGACCAGAAUCUAUCUGACUGGCUAUUGACAACCCAUGGAGACAUCGACUACUCUUCGCUGAAUAACUUUGCCGCAAUAUCGUUGAGUGACACCUCUAUCAUUGGUAAAAGCAUCAUCAAAAGCUUCUAUGGAAAUAGCCCGAAGUACUCAUACUGGAGCGGAUGCUCCCAGGGAGGACGUCAGGGGUUGGUGCUAGCGCAGAGAUAUCCCGAGGCUUACGAUGGCAUCGUCGCCUCAGCCCCCGCGAUUAACUGGAGUGAGUUUCUCGUUGGUGGGUUUUGGCCACAAUUUAUCAUGAACCAACUAGAUGCCUAUCCCCUUUCCUGUGAGCUCGACUUCAUCACCAACGCAGCCGUCGCCUCGUGUGACGGGAGGGAUGGAGUUGAAGAUGGGAUCAUAUCCAAUGGCGACUUGUGCAACUUCGAUCCUUACAGUCUCAUUGGGACCACCUUAAAUUGUGAUGGCAGAUGGCUCAAUAUUUCCCGGGCGGCUGCAGAUAUCGCAAUGGCAGCAUGGCUUGGGCCCAUAUCUACAAACGGCAUAUCCCUUUGGCACGGUGUGGGGUUAGACAGCAAUCUCACAAGCCCAUCUUCCAUAGCUUCGACACACUGCUACUCCAAUGAAACGUGCAUAGGUUCUCCGAACAUUCUAUCUUCCGAAUGGAUUCAAGUGGGUAUCGCAAGACAUCCCGGAUUUAACCUGCGAAACUUGACCCACGCACAAUACGUUCAGGUAUUCGAGACUUCAGUUCAGCAGUAUGGACCCAUCAUUGGCACCCAUGAUCCGGACCUGACAGCAUUCCGCGAUCGUGGUGGGAAACUACUGACCUACCAUGGCUUGGCCGAUCCUAUUAUUCCUUACAAGAGCACCAGGCAGUACUAUCAGGCUGUGGCUUCCAUUGACCCUGAUGUACGACAAUUCUUUCGACUAUUCGAAGCCCCGGGCAUGGGUCACUGUUGGAGCAUGUCUGGGCUUUACCCUUCCACAAUAUUUGAUGCGAUGGUUUCCUGGGUGGAAGAGGGAGUUGUCCCGGAGAAUUUGCCGGCAGUAUUUUCGGACCGCGAUGGAGUCAACUAUGAGAGAAUUAUUUGCCCUUAUCCAGAACAGGCAGUUUACAAUGGACAUGGCGAUCCCACGAUGAAGAGCAGCUUCUAUUGCUUAGCUGGACGCUAA